CCACCUGCCAACCUCCCUACUAGACCUUUACCCUCCCUUCGUCUAAUCUCUCGUCUCUAAUAUGCCUUUCGCUCCAGGUGACUCCGGCAAGGGCGCCAGCCUUUUCAAAACUCGUUGUGCUCAAUGCCACACCGUUGGUGCCGGCGAGGGCCACAAAGUCGGCCCUAACCUUCAUGGUGUCUUCGGUCGCAAGACCGGCCAGGCUGAAGGUUUCUCUUACACUGCUGCGAACGUCAACAAGGGUAUCACCUGGAACGAGCAGACGUUGUUCGAGUACCUCGAGAACCCCAAAAAGUACAUCCCCGGCACGAAGAUGGCAUUCGCGGGCUUGAAGAAGGAGAAGGACCGCAACGACCUCAUUACAUGGUUGAAGGAGUCGACUGCAUAGACGCCUCUCCUUAGACUCGCAUUAUACACUAUUAUUCACGAUCCCCACUCUAUUGGUAGACGAUUAGCAUGUGCGCUGUCAAUUACACGAGGAUACCACUAUUCACGACGUUUUUGAGUGAUACCUCGGCUGAGUGAUAUGAGCUUUCGCGUUGUACGAGCUGACUGAGCCAUCUGCAGCGCAAAGUCAGAUUCGCUCCGGUAGGAUCAUCCCUAUGAGUGCCGAUCCGUUCCCUAUGACGCACGUUGACGUUUGAGGAUCCCGUACGGGCCGUCAACAACGCACCCGCUGCUCUACAUCUCCCGUUGGGAAUGCUCAGCCGAACAUCACGUCUACCCCUUCUGCGUUCAACGCGUUCAGAGACUCCCUGGCCAGCGCUGACAUCCAGGACACUCUCCUCCGCCCUGGACCCGCUAAGCCCUCACCAGCCGUUGCGAAUGCGUCGAUUUCGCGGCCAACAACCCAAGCAAGAAGAUGUUCCGUCAGCGAAUCCCAUUGUCCUCACCAUGAUGCUAGAUGAAUCGACUCACGCAUUCCUUACCGGGCUUCGAAGCAAAUACUUCCCGGCGCAUCGUAACUAUCUCGAGGCACAUGUAACUUUGUUCCACGCCAUUCCGCACGAUGCCAUGGAUGUUGUAAGCUGCGUCUUGGACGCCAUAUCGCAAGAGCAGGUCGCGUUCGACGUGCA
Molecule: messenger RNA, 1076 nt
Organism: Punctularia strigosozonata HHB-11173 SS5
Lineage: Eukaryota; Fungi; Basidiomycota; Agaricomycetes; Corticiales; Punctulariaceae
Product: cytochrome c C1
Exons: 5
Biological process (GO): mitochondrial electron transport, cytochrome c to oxygen; mitochondrial electron transport, ubiquinol to cytochrome c
Cellular component (GO): mitochondrial intermembrane space
Molecular function (GO): electron transfer activity; heme binding
Source: RefSeq, a predicted model, not a curated record